This is a messenger RNA of Dermacentor silvarum, 4312 nucleotides long. RefSeq names its product mitochondrial thiamine pyrophosphate carrier. The record is from RefSeq and is a predicted model, not a curated record. The coding region runs from base 129 to 1094 and encodes 321 amino acids. NCBI's taxonomy places the organism in Eukaryota, Metazoa, Arthropoda, Arachnida, Ixodida, Ixodidae. Gene Ontology annotation, cellular component: mitochondrial inner membrane. The transcript is spliced from 6 exons. Gene Ontology annotation, molecular function: thiamine transmembrane transporter activity. Gene Ontology annotation, biological process: thiamine pyrophosphate transmembrane transport.
GUCGCAAGUUGCCAAGCAUGGCGGGCGGCGUGCAGUGCGGCUUGCGUGUUCGAAAGGUGCGUCGCCACCGGGCUGACCUUCCCGUUACUACAAGUGCACGAGAACGAGCGCAUCGAUGCUCGCUUUAGAUGAUCGGACACGCGGGCGGCAAGGACGACCUCGCCAACGUCGAUCAUAUGAUCGCCGGCGCGAUCAGCGGGUUCGUCACGCGUUUCCUUUGCCAGCCGUUCGAUGUCGUGAAGAUCCGAUUCCAGCUACAGCUGGACCCCAUCAAGGCGUCCCACCCGACUGCCAAGUACACUGGAGUAUGGCGCGGGACACUGCGUAUUCUCCGCGAGGAAGGCGUCAACGCCUUCUGGAAAGGACAUGUGCCCGCUCAGAUGCUCUCCGUCGUCUACGGUGGCGUUCAGUUCUCCUCCUGGGAAUACCUGACGCGUCAGCUUGAGACGGGCCUUGGACCCGACCGGGGACAGCAGUGGCACAACAGCAUCAACUUCACGUGCGGCUUUGCUUCAGGCUGCAUCAGCACCGCAGUGGCGCACCCUUUUGAUGUCAUACGCACCCGCCUUGUCGCACAGAUGGAACCCAAGACUUACCGUUCCAUAGGGCAGGCGGUGAGCUGCAUGUGGCGGCAGGAGGGCCCCACAGCCUUCUACCGUGGCCUGCUGCCCACCCUUCUGCAGAUUGGGCCCCUGUCGGGAUUCCAGUUUGGUUUCUACUUCUUCUUCGUCAACCUCUGGGAGCUGCUGCUCCACCCCGAGAGCCACGUGACUGGUAUGAGCCAGAGUGUGGCCUGCGGAGCCCUUUCUGGCUUUGUGUCCAAGACGCUCGUCUACCCCCUGGAUCUCAUCAAGAAGAGGCUGCAAGUGCAAGGUUUCACGGCGCAGGGCAUGCAGUUUGGACGCUACACAGGCUUCGUCCACUGCAUACGCUGCAUCAUGAUGCAAGAGGGCGUGCAGGGCUACUUCAAGGGCUACAUGCCCAGCGCCCUCAAGUCCAUGGCCACCACCUCUUGCUACUUCGCCUCGUACGAGGCCGCCUGCGAGAUGCUUCGGCUGCGGCAAGGCAGCAUCGCUGGGGGAAGUGACGGCUGAGCCUUUCCCUUGGUGACGCCUUCCAUAGACCUCUGGAAGCCUCCCCAUCUUUCUCCAUUGUGCGUGUGAGGGUUUGCUGCAACAAUAUGAUUGUGCAGAAGAGUAGUGACCGUUUGUGCUUCCUCCUCCGCACUCCUUCCUGCAUUUUGCAUUCGGCGUAGGCCCCGUGUCAGCGCUAGGCAUCCUUGCCUACCGAGUGUCGCAUGAAUGGUAGUUGACUUCCACUCAAAUUUCGCGCAGGCGUUGCGUUUCACAGUGGGUUCAGAUUAAUACUACAUUUCCGAGCAUUAUAUGCUUGUUUCAUUCGCAGUAAAGCCUAAAUGCGUGUCAUCUGCAGCGACACAAUAAAAGUAAAUGACAUUUUCACUGAAGCAAAAUGGUGGCACCGUCACCCCUAAGGUGAAGUGCACCUUUCACAACAGCAGUGACAGAUGACAGCACUGUUUUGUUUGCAAGAACUUGAUUUUCCUUUAGCGGCGUCAUUGCAGACAACAUACAUUUCAAGCUUACCGUGCAAAUAAUGCUUACAAACGUGGUAUUAAACUGAACCCACUGCGAAAUGCUACAUCUCUGCAAAAUAGGAGUGCAAAUCUGCUAGCAGUUCAGCUGCGCAAGUCUUGUAUACACAUCUGUGUAACAAUUUGUGGCAUUAUGCAACUUGCAGAGGUCCUUUGUUGCUACUUAGUGCUGAUGACCGAUGUGAAAAGGCUUAUGAAAGAUUUGAUAGUCAAGGUAAUGGUGAGAAUAAUUGUAGGGUAUUGAUUGUGUUGGGGUAAGUGAUAGUGCCUUUCCUUCAUGCCUGUGAUUUGUUUCGGAUAUGUUUUUUGGAUUAUAUGGAUUUAGUUUUCGACAUGAGGGUUGAGCACCAGAAAGAUUUAUGUAAUGAAGGAACUUGAAACCAUUGAGCAAUUUUUUUUCUUGAACUGAACAUCACAGUGAUGUGAGGACAAAUCUGUAUUUGUGUUUUUGUCCUCGCUAGUCAGUUGCAUUUGAAGAGGCAAGCAGUUGCGACAGGUUUAUGGAAUACAUCCUUACCAAACGUUACACCAUGUUCGAUUGUGUAACAUUAGGAUACCACUUCUUUCCUUGGCACUUGAAAUUAUGCGUAAUAGAUAUUGAACUACACUAUGUGUGGACAAUGCAGCUCCAUGUUGCGUUGCUUUGUUACACUGUCUUGCGGUGUGUCACACAAUGCUAAACAUUGCUCGCUAGCUCAACACUGAUCUCUUGUAUUUAAAAAUCAAUUAUAUCAUGGAUACCAUUGGUCUGUGUAGCUUUUGAGUUUUCCAUUUGUCAUGUUUCAGUUUACUAAAGCUCCUUCCCUGUUCCUUGUACAAAUCUGAGGGCCUGGAAGGAGAUGCAGUGCAUUAUGCAUGUAAGCUCAAUGAGAGAAUUGCAUCACGCUUUAGUUACUGUCUUUCUAUAUAUUGGGCAAUACAGCCAAACCAGUUAUUGCUGGUAAAACUACCAUUUGUAUGCUAGCAAAGAUAAUGUAAGACUGCAGUACCAUGAUGGCUACGUAGCGUCACGAGGCCUCUGAGUGGCUCUAAUCUAUUGUAUGUUGGGGCCAUCUAGUCCAUAAUGAAUUUAGAAAUGUUUUCACAAACACUUUGUGUUGUCAUCGCCACAUUUAAGACCGUAAUGUGGAAGGUGCGUGCAGAACUUACUACCAGUAUAGAUAGUAAUAUUUGUAUACUGACAGAAAGAUAUAUUUGGCCUUCAUGAAUUUGCCAACUUCAGUGGCUUGUGCUCAGUCAGAAACUAUUUUGUGUGUUGAGCGUCUUGCGGACACACCUUUCGUAGUGUGUAAAUCUCAAGCGAAUGUUUCAGUUUGAAUUAUGUACGGUGAGAAUCGGUUAUUAGUCAUGUGGCACAUAGUGGGCCUGCAUUAUGUUCACUGCAUGAUGUGGUAGCGUGUUUUAUGGAUGGCAAUGUUCUUUGUGUUACAUGUGUUUUUGAUUGCCAGCUCUUAGACACGUACUUGCUGUUACUAUGAAGGUCAGAGACGUUGGUGUGGUUUUGGUAGCCGGAAGUAUGGCCAAACUCGGCUCAUUACCUAAAUGAUGGGUGGAAACAUAGUUUUUCACAGUCCUGAAGUAUUGCAUGUUGUUUGUUUCUAUAACUGUGUAAGGACAAAGUUUAGGAAGAAAAGAAAGCUGUUUAAAAUCUUUGAAAGCCAAAAAAAAGAAAAGAAACACGGGAAUUGAUAGCAGCACCAGAAGCUGUUGCGUCACACAGAGUUCACUGUGGGUGUAAGCAUUUCAAAAAUUGUUCGCAGUUUAGAUGCAUGGAAACAACAAAUUCAUGCAGUUCUUGUUUCUUUUUCUUUUUUGGCACAAUGCCUCUUGCCAAAUAUGGGUACCAAAGAUCUGCGCACAUCUUUCGUGGUUUUCGGUGUUGGUGCACGUCUGCUUGAUGCACCUGGUCAACUUUUGCCUUUAUGCAGGCCUUUAUGCCUCAUCGCAGCAUCAGCAAUAAGAUAUGCAGAAAGCUUGUAGCUUAGCUGUUGGCAUCCUGCAUGUUCACAGGCCAUCCAUUCUGGUGGUACGUCUUGCUCGAGUGUAGGCAUUGUACAGAAGAAUGCUCAGUGUAAAAGAGAACGACGAUGGUAUGGACGGAACGACAGAGUUGAAAAGGACUGGAAUCUCCAGUUGGCUCUAAACAGUGUUGUUUGAGUCAUAUCUUCGCACGCUCUUUGUCUUUCAUAACUCUCUGGCGGGUCGAUGUUGUUGGGUUGUUGCGUGUCUGAACCCGACACCUGUUGUGCCGUUACGGUGCUCUGUCAAGCUGUAAAUCUGCUCCGAUGUUAGUUCUCGUGUGCGCAUUUCAUUGCAGUUUGUAUACUGGCAGAAACACAUAUUUGUGCUUCAUUUUAUUUGCCAACUUCAAUGGGUUGUACUCGGUCAGGAACUGUUUCGUGUGUCACGAGUCUUGCAGACACACCUUCCAUAGUGUAAAUCAUUUCAUUGCAUUUGCCUGUCAGGCUCAGCUAAGUGCUGUUGGAGGAUCAACCCAGCACUGACAGCUGGUGCAGUGAAUGGGUCUAGUGCAGCCACAAUAAACUGUGAUAGCAUGUAUGCAUGUAGGUAGCAGCAGAUACUGUACAGGUCGGGCUUUUUGUGUUGUAAAGGCCACUUUUGAGUGCUCCAACACAACAAAAGCUUGCAUAUCACUAACGCUGUUGCAAUAAAUGCUUAGAGGAAUGUUUGUUUUCAAUU